CCUUGCCAGCUCUGUCCCCCACGAUGCAGAUGGGCACCAUUGCACGCUGGGAAAAGAAGGAGGGUGACAAGAUCGGUGAAGGGGAGCUCAUAGCAGAGGUGGAGACAGAUAAAGCAACAGUUGGCUUUGAAAGCCUGGAGGAAUGCUACUUGGCCAAGAUCCUGGUGCCAGAAGGAACAAGAGAUGUUCCUAUUGGGGCCAUAAUAUGUAUCACAGUAGAAAAACCUGAACAUGUGGAUGCCUUUAAAAAUUAUACUCUGGAUUCUGCAGCAUCUGCCCCCCCUGCAGCCUCAGUGCCUCCCCCUCAAGCUGCAACUCCCUCACCACCAACUCAGCCUUCUCCUCAGGCUCCUGGCAGCUCUUACCCUCCUCACAUGCAGAUCACUCUCCCUGCCCUGUCACCUACCAUGACAAUGGGCACAGUGCAGAGAUGGGAGAAGAAGGUCGGGGAGAAACUGAAUGAGGGAGACUUACUGGCAGAAAUUGAGACAGAUAAAGCCACGAUAGGCUUUGAAGUGCAGGAGGAAGGCUACUUGGCAAAAAUCUUGGUGCCUGAAGGAACAAGAGAUGUGCCAUUAGGAACUGCUCUCUGUAUCAUUGUGGAGAAAGAGUCUGAUAUUCCAGCCUUUGCUGACUACCAAGACACUGCAGUAACUGACAUGAAGGCACAAGCUCCUCCUCCUCCACCAGUGGUGGCAACUCCUGCUGCUGUUCCUCCUCCCCAGCCUGCUGUUCCUUCCACUCCAGCAGUCCCAACAGCUGGGCCACCUCCCCGGAAGGGAAGGAUCCUGGUUAGUCCCCUGGCAAAGAAAAUGGCAGUGGAAAAAGGAAUUGACCUUGCCCAAGUGAAAGGUACUGGACCAGAUGGUAGAAUCACAAAGAAAGACGUGGAGUCAUUUGUGCCACCAAAGGUUGCUCCAGCUCCAGCACUAGAGGCAGUUCCUGCAGCUGCUGCAGUUGCAGCAGCACCAGUGGGGACCUUCACAGAUAUCCCUGUCAGCAACAUUCGGAGGGUCAUUGCUCAGCGGUUGAUGCAGUCUAAACAAACAAUACCUCACUACUACCUUUCUGUUGAUGUAAACAUGGGAGAAGUACUGGUGCUAAGGAAAGAACUCAAUCAGGUCUCAGACAACAUUAAGCUUUCUGUCAAUGACUUCAUAAUUAAAGCUUCUGCUCUGGCAUGCUUGAAGGUGCCUGAGGCAAAUUCUUCGUGGAUGGACACAGUUAUUAGGCAGUAAGUUUAUGUGGAUAUUAGCGUUGCAGUUAGUACUCCUGCAGGGCUUAUAACCCCUAUUGUGUUUAAUGCACAUAUAAAGGGCCUGGCUUCCAUUAGUAAGGAUGUGGUUUCUUUGGCAACCAAAGCCCGAGAAGGUAAACUUCAGCCUCAUGAAUUCCAGGGUGGUACUUUCACAAUUUCCAAUUUAGGAAUGUAUGGAAUUAAGAAUUUCUCUGCCAUAAUCAAUCCACCUCAAGCCUGUAUCCUUGCAGUUGGUUCCUCAGAGAAAAGGCUAGUGCCAGCUGAUAAUGAGAAAGGAUUUGAUGUGGCCAGUGUGAUGUCCGUCACACUUAGCUGUGACCAUCGUGUUGUAGAUGGAGCAGUUGGAGCACAAUGGCUUGCUGAAUUCAAGAAUUUCCUUGAAAAGCCAUUAACCAUGCUGCUAUAAUUUAACCAUGCAAGCAAAAUUUUCCUGGGUCACACUGUUUUGUUUUAAACAAGCUAUUUAGACUUUAGUGUUCAGACUUAUUGAAAGAGUUCCUUUUUUAUUUUAAAUAUGUAUUAUAUUAUCUGGUAAUGUUAUUACCAGUCUGUACAGAAAAAGUUUGCAAAAGUGCUUUUCAUAGCAAUAUUACAGCUAUACUGUAUUUUUAUACAGUUAGUUAACUUGCAAACUAUUCCAAAACAGAGUUGAGCAUCCCAGAUUUAAAAAUGAUCCAAGCAGUAUGCGUACUGCCAUCUGCUUCUAAACUAGGGUGAACAGGGGGGUGCAUACCAAGCAAUUUCAUGAACUCGGUGUUCUUGGAAAUUUGAAUUACAAACAUCUCUUCACAGGAGUUCAGAUGAGAUGGUAACUGAAACGUACAAGUUAGUAGAAGGUGAAUUCCCUUAUUAUCCUGUUCUGCAUGGUUGAGCAUGACAGAUGCACUAAGGGACUGAAGUGCCCGGGAAUAGUUUCUCAAGGGCCAAGUGCUAGCAUUCCAAAUCUCUCUUGGAAUUUGGCACUGGUCUGGACCGUCUCAGCUAUGUGAUGGUCCCUUUUGAGCACUUUAAGGUGAAAGA
Molecule: messenger RNA, 2278 nt
Organism: Cariama cristata (Red-legged seriema)
Lineage: Eukaryota; Metazoa; Chordata; Aves; Cariamiformes; Cariamidae
Gene: DLAT
Product: dihydrolipoamide S-acetyltransferase
Exons: 13
Biological process (GO): pyruvate decarboxylation to acetyl-CoA
Cellular component (GO): pyruvate dehydrogenase complex
Molecular function (GO): dihydrolipoyllysine-residue acetyltransferase activity
Source: RefSeq, a predicted model, not a curated record